Ectocarpus siliculosus is the source of this 738-nucleotide messenger RNA. The record is from the annotation of a GenBank genome assembly. Lineage: Eukaryota; Phaeophyceae; Ectocarpales; Ectocarpaceae.
AUGAAGCUUUCGCCGGUCGCGUCGUUGUACUCGAUGGGCGCGGUGCUCAUGAGUGCGUGCUGCAAGUACCACCUGGUGGACGGCCUAAGAAGGUCUAAGAUGACGAUGUCGUACCGGUACGUGAAGCAAGGAAAGGAGUACUGGAGGCUGGGCAGCAGCGUCCUUCUCUAUGACCUCGAGAACCCUCUCGACAUGUACACGCUGGCUGCGUUGUUCAUGUGCUUGCUGGCGCUGGAGCAGAAGUUCUUCAAAGGCUCGCCGUCGGCCAUGGCAUCGACGCUCGUAUUCAUCGCCGCUGCGCUCUUUACGCCAGGCUUCUACUUUCGGGAACUGCGGCUAAAGGAACCUGCUGUCAUGAUGUACGUGGCCAUUGCCACCUGGGCGACGAUUCGAUGCUUCUUCCGCCCUACUGCCGGAGUGGGGAGCCAGGCGAUGUUCUCGGCGCUGGGGCCUUUGAUACCGAUCGCUACUCCGCACUUCCGGAAGGGAGAGAUCGAUGUGGCGCUGCUCAAGCACCAAGCGAUGGCCGUCGCGGUGGGGUUAGCGUGCGUCCUCCUCAUUCCGGAUGCCGAGGGCGCGCGGGCCCUUCGCCAAAAGCGGCAGCAGGAGGCCAGCCGGAAGGCGAGGGCAUCCGCGAAGGGGAAGAAGAAGAAGAACGCACCGCCGGUGCCGGACACGAGCAGCAGCAGCGAGGAGGAAGAAGAGGAGGAGGCGGACAGCAGUAGCGAUGAAGAGUAG